UGCACACGAAACUAUGGUAUUGCCAAUAAUAAAAUUGGUCAUUUUACUAGGCAGACAAAUUACACGACCAGUUGUACAUAGAUUUAGUGUAUUGGCAAAGCGUAAUCAAACAUUUCGUUCAGUAAUUGUACCAAUUGGUCAAGGGUAUCACUCAAUGGAUUUUACAUCACAAAGUAAAUUAUUUGGUUUUGAAACACCAACACGAGUAGAACCAUUAUCAACAGAUGAAGCAAUGAAUUUAGGGACAAAAUUGCUUGGAGAAGUAUUAGUUUAUGGAGUCUCUGCAUCAUUUCUGCUUUAUGAAUACCACAAGUCGUCACCAAAAGAAAAGAUCAAGGAGGAAAAUAGACAGAAUGAAAAAAUAGAGCUUCAAGGAAAAAUACAGGAAUAUUGGGAGAUAACAGAAACAGAAAUAGAAAAUCUUAGAAGCAAAAUAUUUGAACUGGAGGCCAAAAAUCGCCAUUAAGAAUAUACACUGACCUCUCAAAAAUCAAGAUAAUUUUCGAUACAAGAAACUAUUCUUAUAUA
Molecule: messenger RNA, 528 nt
Organism: Mytilus californianus (California mussel)
Lineage: Eukaryota; Metazoa; Mollusca; Bivalvia; Mytilida; Mytilidae
Product: putative OPA3-like protein CG43998
Exons: 2
Coding region: 14-466 (150 amino acids)
Biological process (GO): regulation of lipid metabolic process
Cellular component (GO): mitochondrion
Source: RefSeq, a predicted model, not a curated record